GUUAUUGGUAGCUAUUGGUUACUUAUUUAGUUCCAUAAGAUUAAAAUGAGUUUCUGUUUUUUUAAUUAAUUAAAUUGUAGAUUUAUCGCUUUAUUGUUUCUCGUGUAUUUCUUACAGUGACAAUGAUAAACUUAAGGUCAAAGUGAUACCUUUGUGAUUGGAACUGUUUGUACAUUUACAGCGCUCUUUGCCAACCGUAAUUCAACUUUGGAACUUUGGUUCUUUUUCGGAGAUAGGUUACAUUUGUUCGAGUACAUAACUAUGAGUUACAGGGCCAAACAAUCUCCAAUCCACUCUGGUUUGAGUGAAAGUUUCCUCGAUGUUUUGUUGAGAGUUAAUGCUACUCAAAAGUCUUUAGCAGUGUGUCAUACAGAUAACAGAAUCGACAAAAUAUUGGACAAAUUCGGACUUUACUGUAUUGAUUUUUCAGUCAACAAUGCUCCAGCUAUUAAUCGUUACAUUUAUAAAUUAAUCAUUGAAGCAACCAAAGAAUCAAAAGAAAACAACAAGCAACUGCAAGCACUGACUCAAUGUAAAAGUAAACACAAAAUUAUUAUCUUCGAUGGCCUUAAUUGUUUUAAUAUAGCAAAAUUUAAAAGUUUUUUAUCUGAAGAUACCACUCUUGAAAGUAUAGCAAUGGUUCAUGAACCUGAUCCAUUCAGUCUAUUGAUAUCCAUUUACCGCUAUUUUAUGGAACAAGCUGCUCUUAAUAUCAAUCUCAAGUUGGUCAUUAUUUACUGUGACGAUUCUUUUAUUUCAGAUCUUAUGGAAUUUCUAAUUCAACGGAAACUUAGUCUUUAUGUAGUUUUAAUCUCUUAUAGUGUUUCAACAGUUUAUUCUAGAGGCCUUUAUAACGGAGAGGUCCAAGGAAUUGAAUUUUUAACCAUUGAUUCAACAAGUGAAAGCAUAAAUGUUAAAAAAACUUUCAAAGGCAAAGUUAAAUGUAUAGCAAGUUUCAAUAACUUGCAACCUAAAAAUUGAAAAUCAUGAUGUUUCUUACUUUAAUUGAACAAUAUUUCCACCCUUUUGUAUACAGAUGUGUUCUUAACUCUCAAUUGAUCUCAUAUGGUGAUAAAAUAAGAAUUAUGCUUUCAAAAGUUUAAAUAGUUCGCGCCAAAAAAGAAUCAUCGCAAUUGUCAAAAUUGUUAUCCAUAAACUAUCUGAUCGAUAAAUCAGAAUUUUUUAAAAUUAUAUUAAAGAACUUCUCACUGUAACAGUAUAAAAAAUCACUAUUUUCUUGUCUGUUGAAGGUUUGCAAGAUUCCAUAACAAGUUAAAAUGACAUGAUAAACAUCAAACAGCUGAUCGUUAUUUUGUUUUCUCUUUAUUUUAUGUGUGCAGGAUCAUUUAACCUUUCUUAAUUAGAAAUUCCUAAUUGUAACUGUUUCAAUAUUUGUUUUUAAAUACAUAUUUAAAUAAACCAAACAUGCUUCGCACUACAUCAUGUUUCAUCACUGGGGCUAAUCGUGGAAUUGGCUUGGAAAUCGUUCGCCAGAUUAUCAAUCUAGAUCCUAAACCGAUAAAUGUGAUUGCUGCUUGCCGUAACCCCGAUAAAGCUGAGGAAUUGAAGAAACUUACCUCUGUCACCAAUAACCUACACAUUGUGCGUCUCGAUGUUCGGGAUUUUUCGAGUUAUGAUAAAUUAUCCACCGAAGUCAAUCAAAUAGUUGGUACAACAGGAUUGGAUUUACUGAUUAAUAAUGCCGGAGUCGCUGCAUUCAAAACUUUAAGCCAAGUUUCACCUAAAGAUAUGCUGGAUAGUCUUGAAGUAAACACUGUAGCGCCAUUAAUUCUCACCAAAACCCUGCUUCCUCUAAUCAAAGCUUCAGACAAAGAAAAAACAUCAAAGUUAAUUGUUAACAUAAGUGCAAUAAUGGGUAGCAUCAGUGAAAAUAACCAAGGUGGAAUGUAUCCAUAUCGAACCAGUAAAGCUGCUCUAAACAUGAUUACCAAAAGCGUAGCCGCUGAUUUAGAGAAGGAAGGUAUUUUAUGUGUAUCCAUGCAUCCUGGCUGGGUCAAAACUGAUAUGGGAGGUAAAAACGCACCGAUGAAAGUUGAUUUUAGUGUUUCAAAAAUGCUAAAAACUCUCGGCUCAAUUGAUAAAAACUCCAAUGGCAAAAUUAUUAACUUCGACGGCAAAAUAAUUCCGUGGUGAUUGCGAUUGUUACUCAAUAUAAAUUUUUAAAAGUCAAAUCUGCCUGCAUUUGCAUGUCAUUUAUUUACAUUUUUCAAAAAUGUAUAAAACUAGUUAAUUGUAGUGAUAAAAUCUUAUAAUUCUCGAUAAAAUUGUACGCUGAUUCAACUAUGAAAUCAGUUUUAUUCACUAAUAUCUUUGUAAAGUUAAUUGUCUAGGCUAUUGAUUAGUGAAAUUUUCGAGUACUUUCCUAUGUACUCAAACUCAUCAACUUAACCGAUUUUUUGCAAUUAAAAUACAUUGAGUACUUGAAAUAUAUUCCAAGCCAA
Messenger RNA from Tetranychus urticae (two-spotted spider mite), 2462 nucleotides. RefSeq lists its product as uncharacterized. NCBI's taxonomy places the organism in Eukaryota, Metazoa, Arthropoda, Arachnida, Trombidiformes, Tetranychidae. The record is from RefSeq and is a predicted model, not a curated record.